AUGCCUCGUACGACACAUAAGGAAGUUCGACCAUUUCAUGGAAUGGGAAGCAAUGAUACAAGCAGUCAGGAAAGAAGGGUUGGUGAAGAUGAUGUUCCGUAUGCAGUCAAAGAGAUGGCAACACUCGAAGAUACUUCCAAUGUAGAUUUUGAAAUGGAAUUAGAAGAUAUGGAUAAGGAUGAGGACACGGAUGAGGAUGACGGGGGGCAGACAGGUAUUAUGCUAGAACUUAGAGAUUCACUGUCCUGGUUUAGAUUUGAACAGAAUGAUAGAAGAAGUUUCGACGCCCGUAUUGUUAAAUCUUUCCUCCAGAUACAAAAUUUAUCCGAAAGUCAGACUUAUUCGUCAUUGAUCCCAGCUCAUUCGCGCGUGAUAUUCGUAUACUUGCAUUCCAAUUACGAGAACAUUGAAAACCUUCGCAACGGCUCAGAUAAAACUCAUCACCUCCGUCUCACGCUUGCUCUGACAGCCCUAGUAUCAGAUUCAAUGAAACCAAAGGCUAGACUAGUUCUAAUAGCCUUAGGAUUUCUGACAAAUAAGAUGUACAGUAAUACGCAAGCUCCAACAUUGUUCGAUAUUCAGCUGUCGGCCGCUGCAGCUUGGUAUUUGGCGGAAGCUAAUAAGGAGUAUAUCACAAUGAAAACCCACAGGAAACAUGCUCGUGGAACUGACUACACUCGUGGAAACUUGUAUACAGCCACAGUGAACCAGAAAUGGUCCCCAAUAGGAUUCGCAGCUACACAGUUGUAUGAUAUGGAGACCGGAAGUGCAUUUGACCGGGAAACAUGUGAACGCAACAUCGAAAAAAUGAUCAAGAAUGACAGAGACAUCGACUACAUGGAGUGGCUCAAUUUGGCAAGCAAAUGUCGAGAAGAAGGGAAAGAUCUUCUUGAAAAGUUCUCGCUGGGAAUGGCCACUCAGACGGCACUGGUUGAUAAUGCCGACGAGCUUUUGGUUUGCUAUGGGUCUUCUCAAAAGGCAAACAAAUAUGUUCCUGUCAACCCUUCGAUUUUCACGAAAAUGAGCGACUACAUCAUCGCGGGUUUUGGUCAAACGAACAGCCAAGACCGAAAAACCCAAGUAAUUUCCUAUCUUCAAUCUUCACUCGAGAAUAAAUUAAAUAGAGUGAGAGCCCGAUACAACGCGAAAUUUGGAAAAUCCCAAAGUGAGCAAGCAGCGAUUUGGCUACAUGAUGAACUAAUGCAGGGAGAGGCAUCAGAAUUGAAAUCACAUCCCCUGAACUUCAAUUCGAGCAAUGUUAGUGGCGAAGACGCUCCCAACUUCAGCGGAACUCCCAAUUACGACGGAUCUGGAGACGAUGUCGACAACAGCAUUGAUAUUGAAGGCUGCUAA
This is a messenger RNA of Caenorhabditis briggsae, 1353 nucleotides long. Lineage: Eukaryota; Metazoa; Nematoda; Chromadorea; Rhabditida; Rhabditidae. The record is from RefSeq and is a predicted model, not a curated record. The transcript is spliced from 10 exons. Bases 1 to 1353 code for a protein of 450 amino acids.